Molecule: messenger RNA, 3724 nt
Organism: Puntigrus tetrazona (Sumatra barb)
Lineage: Eukaryota; Metazoa; Chordata; Actinopteri; Cypriniformes; Cyprinidae
Product: E3 ubiquitin-protein ligase TRIM39-like
Exons: 7
Coding region: 135-1763 (542 amino acids)
Biological process (GO): protein ubiquitination
Molecular function (GO): ubiquitin-protein transferase activity; zinc ion binding; protein binding
Source: RefSeq, a predicted model, not a curated record
UGUACUUUGUCCCCGAACAGCAUGUUUGAUGGCUAAGAGUGGAUAGAAUUUUCAUAUUCACGUUUAAUGGUAGUGUUUCAUGAAAUAUUUUUUGUGUUUACUGUGAACAGAUUUAAAAAGUGAAAUUUGGAGCGAUGGCGGAAUCUUCAGCAGCACAGAAACCAUGGAGGAGGGGGAGCCUGGAUGCACCACCAUUAUCUCUUUCAGAGGAGCUUAAGUGCUCGAUCUGUCUGGAUGUGUUCACUGAUCCAGUCAGCACUCCAUGUGGACACAACUUCUGUAAGAGCUGCCUGAACCAGUGCUGGAACAACAGUCAGACCUACAACUGUCCAUUCUGUAAAGAAGCGUUCAGUAAAAGACCAGAGCUGAAGAUCAACACUGCUCUCAGACAGGUCGUGCAGCUCUUUAAGGAAAAGCCUGGUGAGAGAAAACCAGUGGUUCUCUGUGACAUCUGUGACGAUAUAAAGCUGAAAGCCUUGAAGAUGUGUCUGGUGUGUCAGAGCUCUUACUGUCAAACUCACCUGGAGCCUCAUCACAGAAUCACACAUUUAAAGAAACACAAACUGAUCGAUCCUGUUGAGAAUCGUGAGGACUAUAUAUGUCAGAAACAUGAGAAACCUCUGGAGCUGUUCUGCAGAGAUGAUCAGAUGUGUGUGUGCUUGCUUUGCGCUGCAACAGACCACAUGAAUCAUAACACUGUAGCUGUAGAAGAGGAGAGCGGAGACAGGAAGCCUAAGCUGCUAAAUAUGCAGUCAGACGUGCAGCGGCUGAUCCAGGACAGGAUGAAGAGAAUACAAGACAUCAGGCACUCAGCAAAACUCAAAAAAGAAUCAUCAGAGAGAGAGAAAGCAGAGAGUAUGGAGCUCUUCACUGAUCUGCUGCGCUGCAUCGAGAGAUGUCAGUCUGAGCUGCUGGAGAUGAUGGAGCAGAAGCAGAAAGCAGCAGAGAAGCAGGCUGAGGAGCUGAUUAAAGAGCUGGAGCAGGAGAUCACUGAGCUGAAGAGGAGAGACACUGAGCUGGAGCAGCUCUCACACACUGAGGAUCACCUGCACCUCCUACAGAUUUACCCAUCGCUGAGCAGACCUCCACACACCAGCAGCUCCACUGACAUCAGUUUUAGGGACACUCAGAUGAGCGUGGAGCCUCUGAGGAAAGCAAUGAUUCAGCUACAGGAGACUUUAAAUGAGAAACUCAGUAAAAUCGUAGAACUGAAGAGGAUGCAGGAACAUGCAGUGAAUGUGACUCUUGAUCCUGAUACAGCUAAUCCAAAACUCAUCCUGUCUGAUGAUGGAAAACAAGUCACAUGUGGAGACAUUCAGCUUAAAAUCCCAGACAACCCCAAGCGGUUUGACACUUGUUGCUCUGUCCUGGCGAAAGAAGGUUUCAGCUCAGGAAGAUUUUAUUUUGAGGUUCAGGUAAAAGGAAAGACCAACUGGGAUUUAGGAGUGGUCAGAGAAUCCAUUAACAGGAAAGGUAUAAUCACAGUUGCUCCAGAAGAUGGAUACUGGAUUAUAGUUCUGAGAGAUGGGAAUCAAUACAGGGCUCGUGAGGCUCCUCCUGUCUCUCUGUCUCUGAGAGUGAAGCCUCAGGUUGUGGGUGUGUUUGUGGAUUACGAGGAGGGUCUGGUCUCCUUUUAUGAUGUGAAAUCUAGGUCCAAAAUAUAUUCUUUCACUGGUCAGUCUUUCACUGAGAAACUCUUCCCAUACUUUAGCCCUGGUCAUAAAAAAGAAGGUAGAAUUUCAGGGCCACUUAUUAUCUCAUAAGUCAGAUAUAAUAAAUCAUUUAUUGAUGAUAAAGGCAGUACUCAUACAUGGUAUACAAUGGCAAAACACAAAAACUCUGUCAGUGUCCGAAUAUUUCCAGACUAGACUGUAUGUAUGUGUAAUAUAUAUUGCAUUAUGAAUACUUGUGCAGUAAGAUGAGUUGUGUAAUAUAUUUUCUUUGAGGGAUCUGAAAUAUUUUUCUUUUUCUUUUUUUCCGCGCUGUUUGUGAAUCAAAAAUAAAAUCCAUACAUGUAGGGAUUUUUCAAAUUAAAAUUAAGAUUAAAAGAUUAUUGCAUCUAUACCAUGAAGUGAACCACAUAAUUAUUUUGAACCUUAUAAUAAUAAUGAAUGUUGAGUAAGCAUAUAGAUUCUGUUCAACAUUGCAUGUUUUUUAUGUGAAAAGAAAUAUCUUUGAUAUUUGUUGUGAAGAAGCCUCAAGAAAAGAACAGCAAUGGCAGAAUCUCUAUCAAAAUCACCAAAACCAACCAAAGGCAGGAUAGACGUUAAAGACCACCUUCAAAUUAGUAAGUAAAGAAAUUUAAGUGGUUUUUCCUUAAAAUUUAAGUAAACUUACAUUUAAGUGAUAUAUUGUGACGAGCAUCCUGAAGGAUCAUCAGCGUCGCCCUGGAAACACACAAGUAGCACAUGGCCACGCCUCCAAUUGGCUGAUCAGUUGCAGCUACCAGCCAUCAGCCCGCUACAUGUGACCAAUCAGCCCCACCUCCCCACGGCAUGGACCCACUGCAGCACAGAGAAGGAAAAGAAGAAGCACCAGAGCACCGACUCACCUCGUCUCCUGCACCAGUUCACGUAUUGUUUCACAUUUUGUCAAUAAAAUCCACUCUCCGGGGAUUUUCACUGAGCUCUGCUUGUCGUGUGAUUCUUCAUCCUGUUACACUGGUGGAGAAUGUGGGCAAGAGUGUGAAGAAUCACCGGCAAGUGAUCUCUCCCCACACCAAUUUUUUGUCUCUUUUUUGUUUUUUUGAAUUCCACAAAUCGGCGGCUUGCCUUUUUCCCCCUCGAAAUGGAGGAAGUGUUGCAGAGACUCACCAAGGUUAGCAUCCGCCAACAGCAAAUUGUGGAGCAUCUAGCCACCCGCCAGGGUGAGUCGGAACAAGAGCUUGUAGCCCUUAGAACAGCAGCCGCCCAACAGACUGGAGGCCGUGGAGUUGACGGAUGCUGCCCAACACCCGGAACCGGGGGAAAAAUGGCCGCCGUUUUCCCGGAGGGUGGUCCAGGAGCGAUGCGCGCUGGAGAGCACCCAGCGACCAAUGAGCAGGCUGGCGGUUCCCUCUGUGCCCAUACCCACGGAGGACCCAACACCACCGGCAAGAACAUGGUAGGCAGGCUGCAGUGUACAUUGUGAGCUCCCAGCAGGAGCCCGGAGGCGAACGUCAAGGUCAACGGGAAACCCUUCCGCACCCUCCUUUACUCCGUUAGUGUCGUAAGCCUGGUUCGUCCCAACGUCAUUGUUCCAUGGGGUGAGAGCAAAAUUUACAUGCCCAUAAGCUGUGUGCCUGAAGACACACGACAAGUGCCAGACCAAAGGGUGAAUAUAUCGGCGACGACUGGGACAUGGCCUGUGGAAGUAAAGGACCUGCCCGUCCCCGUUCUUCUUGGAAGGGAUCGGCAGCUCUUAGACAGGUUGUGCAGCUCUUUAAGGAAAAGUCUGAUCAGACUAUAUCUGAGGUUCUCUGUGACAUCUGUGAUGAUAUAAAGCUGAAAGCCUUGAAGAUGUGUCUGGUGUGUCAGAGCUCUUACUGUCAAACUCACCUGGAGCCUCAUCACAGAGUCACAUUUAAAGAAACACAAACUGAUUGAUCCUGUUGAGAAUCUUGAGAAAUACAUCUGUCAGAAACAUACCUUUGGAGCUGUUCUGCAGAGAUGAUCAGACAUGUGUGUGUUUGCUCUAUGCUUUAACAAACCCCAGGAAUUGAGAAGAGCGAAGAGAGAAAGGUAAA